CGCUUUAUAAGUAGGAGCAUUUAAAAAUGUCCAGUCUUCCUUCUGGAGUUAAACUUGCACAUUGGAAGCAUCCGGAAGACACAAUAAUGUCCACACGACCAGCGGCUCGUUGCAUGGACGUGAAUGGCGACAUGAUCAUGGUCCACGACCAGGUGAAAGUGGAAGAGGUAGAGGAAGAGCGGACCUGUUACGGACCCCACAGCACUUCAUUUCCCAACAAACCUCAUCCUGAGGGGCUUCAGGCCAAAGCAGCAGCGGGGAGAGAGAACCAUGACCUCGAAAGGUUGGGGAUCGUGAAACAAACACAGGCUUCAUCCUCACCGAGAGACGAUGGCCACCAGGACCACAGUACGUUCACCAUUGCAUUGAGCAACCUGGAGAGAAUGGAUUUCACCAAGAAUUUAACAGAGGAUUAUGCAAAUAUUGAGAAGUUGCUGUCCAAUGAUUGGAAAGACAAGUUGCUGGAGAAGUGUUCAUUGAACAGCAAAGAUAUCAAAGGAACAGCAGAGAGUCUGGCGGAGAAGGAGCUUCAGCUGCUGGUGAUGAUAAACCAGCUGUCCAGCCUCCGAGAGCAACUACUGACAGCUCACGCUGAGCAGAAGAACAUGGCGGCUAUGUUGUUUGAAAAGCAGCAACAGCAAAUGGAACUGGCCAGGCAGCAGCAAGAGCAGAUAGCCAGGCAACAGCAGCAACUCAUCCAGCAACAGCACAAAAUUAACCUUCUCCAGCAGCAGAUUCAGCAAGUUAACCUGCCUUUUGUGAUGAUCCCAGCCUUUCCUCAUAGCCCACAGCCUCUCCCUGUCACCAGUGAUCCUCAGCUGGGUCUCCCUAUACAGCCAGGACUUUCCUGCAAGCCAAGUGACUAUGGCCUACAGUUGUUGACAACUCCCCCGGGAGCCAGGAGAACACCAGGACCGAGCCCUGCCCACUCCCAGGAGGAAGCAUCCCAGCCAUUGAAUCUGACAGCCAAGUCAAAAGGUGGAGACACUUCAAAGUCCCCUUCGCCUCCACAGGCUAAACACAGGAGAGGUCCCUCGCCUUCCAACUUCGCAAUCGCAGCGGAGUUGCAAUGCAGCACGCCGUCAUCCUUGUUAACCAGAGAAAUGAUAAGUAAAGAAGUUUUCUGGAGGAAUCACUGGGGUUAUCCGGUGGAGCAGGAUGCAGUCGGGAAGGCCACACAGAGUCCAAAGCAGAUCUUUCUUGGGAAGAGUCGGGCCAUGGAAAGUCCAGCUGUAAACAAUGGCAGGAAGGAAAAGGACUCGAGGGUUACGGAGUCUCCGCACACAAAGCAAGGAGAUGAUGGCAGAGCAGCAAGUGGGAAUGAGGACUUCAACAUCGGCAAUGAGUCUGAAGGAAAUUUGACUCUUCCUGGGGCAAAAGGCUAUGAAUCCAGAGGCAGCAAUCAUGAGCACAUCAAACGACCAAUGAAUGCAUUCAUGGUAUGGGCAAAGGAUGAACGAAGAAAGAUUCUUCAGACUUAUCCUGACAUGCACAACUCCAGCAUCAGUAAGAUACUGGGAUCCCGCUGGAAAGCCAUGUCAAAUGUCGAGAAGCAACCCUACUACGAGGAACAGGCAAGGCUGAGCCGUCAGCACCUGGAGAAGUAUCCGGACUACAAGUACAAACCUCGGCCAAAGCGGACCUGCAUUGUGGACGGGAAGAGACUGAGGGUUGGGGAAUACAAAGCACUGAUGAAGUACAGACGGCAGGAAGUGCAACAGUGUUACUCUGUCGGGCAACAAGAGCAAGUUCACUUGCACCCCUCAGAAAUGAUGUACCCCGGACAGCUUGGGAUGACCUCUAUCCCGGUACAGCAAGCAGUAUCGGAACAGUAUCGGCCCUGCAGCCCUGAUCCCAACAUGCCUGUGAUCCUGAACACUCGGAGCCUCAAGUCAGAACAGGCAGACCUGAAGGAAUCGCAGCUGUCUGAAGCCAACGGAGAGAUGUACGAGUACGGCGAGGAAGAUGAUUCCGAUGUGGAAUAUCGCAGUGACGGCGAGCACGUAGUCCUGACCGACUAGUGCCAGCCGCGACUCUGUCGGUGAACGUUACCAAUUUGAACCUUUCCAGCAUUAGCCGGGCCAGUGUGUGUCUCCUGUCCUACUCUGGCUGAGCAUUUGAGCAGAGCAACCUGGGGAGGUCUCUCUGAUCAGGUUUGGGAGUGCAGUGGGGGUAUUUGGAGGACUGAGGGGUGGUGGGGGAGGAAGCCAUUAACUGCCCUCAACUUCAUCCCAAAUCUGCUCACUUUGUGGAGCCUUGCAGGUUAUCAAGAUGGAAGGCGGAGUUCGGUGAGCCGGGAUAGUGUGAGUGGAGUCAGGGUGGAUGAAACCCCUGUACGUCAUCACUGGGGUCGCCGUCACCAUCUGCUCCUUUUGUUUCAGCCCAGAACAUGAAGUUCACACAGCCCAGGUUAUUAAUGGUUUGUAGCAUUUUCGCCAUCAGCAGAGUCCAGUCCCAUAGACAAGAGGACACAACAUCCACCGUGUCCUUGAAAGCCCUUGCAAUGUUCUCCAAUUGCCUCUUUCCCCAGACCCUUAGGAUUUAUUCUUUUUCGAGUGUAUAUCCAAAACCUACCAUCUUUCAUCAGCUCUUUAAUAAUAAUAUAUACAAAAACCUCUUUUCCGCCCCCCCCCCCACCCCAACUUUUGCCAAUUAACCUUAAAUCUUGCAUCCUUCUGGUUUCCGCCUCAUUGGUCCUCUCAGAUAUUGAUAUAGACACCAUCAAAUCCAUUGCAUCAUCGCCCUGUCCUCCUUGGUACCAGCCACUUCCUCUGGCAGCUCGUUUCUUGUACAUACCACCCUCUGUGUGGAAAGCAUUGUCCCUAAGGUUCUUGUUAAAUCUCUCCCCUCUCAACUUAAGCAUAUGCUCUCUAGUUCUUGAUUCCCCAACCCCUGGGAGUUCACCCUAUCUAUGCCCCUCAUGAUUUUAUACACCUCUAUAAGAUCACGCCUCAGACUCCUACACUCCCAAGGAAUAAAGCCCAAGCCUCCCCAACCUCUCCCUACAACUCAGGCCCUUGAGUCCUGUCAGCAUUCUUGUAAAUCUUUGCACCUUUCCCAGCUUAAUGGCAUCUUUCCUAUAACAGGGUGACCAAAACUGAACACAAUUCUCCAAGUGCGGCCUCACCAACAUCUUGUAUGACUGCAACAUAACAUCCCAACUCCUAUACUCAGUGGCCUGACUGAUGAAGGCGAGUAUGCCAAGAGCAGCCUUCACUAUCCUGUCUACCUGUGACCACCACCUGUUCCAGGGCUUAGGCUCAGUAACGAUGAGGGAAUGGCGAUGUGUUUCCAAGUUAGGUUGGUGUGUGAUUUGGAGGGAAACCUAUAGGUGACAGCCCUUUGAUAAAUGACCUGGAUGGUGGGCUAUUGACCAGUGUGGUGAAGGAUCACAGUGAAGCAGGGGUUGAUGAGGAGAAGCAGUGUUCAUCCAUCGACUACCACACAACUCCACAGACCUUGAGACACUCUGAUGCAGUUCCCUGCUCAACCAAAGGGUAUUGCGUUACUAUGGAUCAGCUGGGCAAUUCUAUUCUAUUAAGGUUGGCUGCUCAGUGUCCCGUGAGCCCAAUCCUUGCUCUGGCAUCCAGGCUGGCUACUCCUGGUCUGGCGGUUGUGUGAAGCAUACUCCUCCUAAAACCAACAUUUGUAGUCCUAGUUUCUGUGAAGUGCAGUCCCCUUCAUUUGCACUUCCGCGUGAGACUUUCACAGAGCUAGCAUGAACACAGAUGCACUGGCACAGGAACACAUUCAUGAAUAUUAACGGAUUUUUUUUAGUCUUUCGAUUUCGCCGUCACACCCGUGAGAUUGGAAGUACGACUUCCUCAGCUGCCUUUCUGGAAGAGACCUGAAGGUGCGCUGCCCCCAGUCCUGGUCACUUUGAACUGCUCCGUCAGAGUCAUAGACUCAUAGAGCCAUACAGCAGGGAAACAGGCCAUUCGGCCCAACUCAUCCAUGCUAAGUGUUGCUCGGUGAGCUAGUCCCAUCUGCCAGCAUUUGGCCCAGAGCCCUCUAAACCCCUCCUAUCCACGUACUUAUCUAGGUGGCUUUUAAGCAUUGCUAAUGUGCCCAUCUCGACCACUGUUUCUGGCAGCUCAUUCCCAAUACGCCCCACCCUUUACAUGAAGAAGCUGCCCCCAAUGUCCCUUUUAAAUCUCUCGCCUCUGAUCUUAAACCUGUGCCCUCUUGUUUUUAGUACCCCUUCCCUGGGAAAAAGACUAUGUGCUUUCACCCUGUCUAUGCCCCUCAUGAUCUUAUAUACCACCAUCAGGUCACCCCUCAAUCUCCUACGUUCCAGGGAAUAAAGUCCUAGUUCACACAACCUCUCCUCCAGGGCCCCAAGUCCGGGUAACAUCCUGGUAAGAGUCUAAUCUGACUGGAGCUCUCGCAUGCCAGCAGAUUCAGAUCCCACCGUCCCCCCACCCCCUUCUGUUUUCCUAGCAGCCCUUUGCCAAUGGAGGGGGCACACCCUUAUUGCUAUACUCUCAUGGGGACUAUAAUCUGAUGCUGGGUCACUUCUACAGUUGUAGAUGGAACAGAUCAUAUGUGGUGUAGUUGACACCCUGUCCCUGCCAGCCUCGGAAGUUGGAGUUAGCUGCUCUGUUGGUCUCAUGACCCAAGAGACAGGCUGGCCUGAUUGGAUGGGAAAGAUUCCCAUUGCAUGCUGGACACAGACAGAGACUUCUCAAAUACUGCUUUUCCCUCAGGUACUCAAUGGUAUGUUUGGAAAAAGAUGUCAAUAUUUGUAUAAAGGAUAAAAAAAAAGUAACAUUGCGACCUGUUUACUGUGUGAGUGUGUGUGUGUGUGAGUAUAUUUUCUAACUACAAGAACUUUCCUCAGUUUUUCCUCCCCAGAUCUCAGCCGAUAAAUGGCUGCCAAUAUGGGGCUUUAAUUUAUUUUGUUUCCAGAGGCUAUUUACCCUUCCUGCCCUGUCUUUCUGUUUCAAUCCAGUCCGAGAGAGCUUGGUGAGGGGAAAUUCGGUGACCUUUGAUCAUGUUAAAGGAGCCGCCACCUAAGCUACAGUAACAUCAUUAAUAAGCUUCAACUGGAAUAUAAAGAGUUGCUUGCUCCUUUAAGAGAGGUUUUUAAUGAAUUGGAUUUUCUGUAAUCUUCACAAUUUCUAUUUUUCUCUUGAUUCUAAUUGGUUGAUGUUUUCCAGAGAAUGGGGAGGUAAACUAAAUAGCAUUAGUGUUUGGAGGCUUUCUGUCAAAUUUAGUUGAAUUGUGCUCCUGUGAAGCAGGUUUCUAAGGUGUUUUACUGUUGAAACUGCUUGACGUCAGGCUGUUUAUUGUUGACUGGCAUCAAUGACACUUGAGAAUGGUGGAUACUCUGAUCAUCGAUCGCCAAUCAAUGUAUUGAUCUUAAAUAUGCUAAGGAUGGCCCGUAGACACUCAGGGCAAUGUGACCUUUCUAUUCUCAUCUGUCUGUGCAUGUGUGUGUGUCUCUCUUUCUGACUCUCUAUGUAUGUACGUCUCUCUCUCUCCCCUCUCUGUCUCUCUCACCAUGUGUGUGUGUCUCCCUCUGUCUCUGUGUGUGUCUCCCUCUGUCUCUGUGUGUGUCUCCCUCCCUGUGUGUGUGUGUGUGUGUGUGUGUGUGUGUUUGUGUGUGUGUCUCUCUCUCCCCCUCACACUCUCUGUCUCUGGGUGUCUCUCUCUCCCUGUGGGUGUAUGUAUCUCUCUCACCAUAUGUAUGUGUGUGUACAUGUCUCUCUCCCUCUCUCUCAUUCUUCUUUCAUUGUUCGCUAUUGUUUUCUCCUCUCUCCCCUCCCUCUCUCCCCUUGCCCACCAGGUGCACAGUUCUGUUAUCCCCCGAUGCUCAGCACUCUCAACCCUCCCAGAACCCCCUGCACUAUUCCCCAACCACGACAGGAACCCUGGAGACUAGAGCAGUCCUACUAUGGGACGUUACUCUCAUUUUCAGGGACUCAUUAACCUCAUUUGUCCCUCUUCCCCACACUGUGUCCUGUGGAAACCUGAUCAAUAUUCUAUCUCAACUUCUUCAGCAUCAACUUUCUUCUUUGUGUGUGUGUGUGUGUGUGUGUGUGUUUGCAUGCUUUCUCUGCCCUGGGCAAGUUGUGUGCAAUUGUGUUGCAUAGACCAGUCAAUGCAAGUCGUUGCAGAAUAAUGUUACAAAGAAAUGAAACUUGUAAUACUUUUUUUUAAAUCGACUUUUUCAGUGUUUUUAGUUUCUCUUUAUUAAGGAGGGAGGGAAGAUUGGAAGCCAAUUGUGAAAUGCGGUUCCCUUAGCUUGAAGUUUGAACCUCCUUUUGAGAUUUUGAGUUUGGAGGGAUGGAUCAAGAUUUCUCUGUUACAGCGACAUGAGACCUUAUCUAACUUUAAUUUAAGUGUACGUUUGUUCUCUUUGUGACCUGGUCCACAUUGGUCCACACAAAUGCUUGUACGUAGAUCGUACUGAAUUCAUUAUCGAAAGCCUUUGUGGCAUGACAGCAUUUUUGUUUAAGAUGGAAAUUGGAAAUAAAAAUUUGACAAUGUGAAUCUGUUUUGAUUUAUACAGUGUAAUAUAUGACCAUGUUUCUGUUAACAAGAGAGGUGAUCUCCCAUUAGGGGUGAUUUAAAUUUAUUAGUACUUUCAAAAUAAAGUGGAA
Molecule: messenger RNA, 6605 nt
Organism: Pristis pectinata (smalltooth sawfish)
Lineage: Eukaryota; Metazoa; Chordata; Chondrichthyes; Rhinopristiformes; Pristidae
Product: transcription factor SOX-13-like
Exons: 15
Coding region: 27-2021 (664 amino acids)
Biological process (GO): regulation of transcription by RNA polymerase II; cell fate commitment
Cellular component (GO): nucleus
Molecular function (GO): RNA polymerase II cis-regulatory region sequence-specific DNA binding; DNA-binding transcription factor activity, RNA polymerase II-specific
Source: RefSeq, a predicted model, not a curated record